This is a messenger RNA of Caenorhabditis briggsae, 1659 nucleotides long. RefSeq names its product Protein CBR-HEX-1 (gene Cbr-hex-1). NCBI's taxonomy places the organism in Eukaryota, Metazoa, Nematoda, Chromadorea, Rhabditida, Rhabditidae. Gene Ontology annotation, biological process: carbohydrate metabolic process; glycosaminoglycan metabolic process; ganglioside catabolic process. Bases 1 to 1659 code for a protein of 552 amino acids. Gene Ontology annotation, molecular function: beta-N-acetylhexosaminidase activity. The record is from RefSeq and is a predicted model, not a curated record. Gene Ontology annotation, cellular component: membrane. The transcript has 10 exons.
AUGCGACUUAUAGUUCUAUCUUUGUUAUUUACCUCCACACUUGCGUGGUUCUAUGGCCGAGACGAGCCGGAUCGUUGGAGUGUCGGAGGGGUAUGGCCUCUCCCACAGAAAAUUAUCUACGGCUCCAAGAACCGUACGCUUACUUAUGAUAAAAUCGGAAUCGAUCUUGGAGACAAGAAGGAUUGCGAUGUUCUCCUGGCAAUGGCGGACAAUUAUAUGAACAAAUGGUUGUUUCCAUACCCAGUUGAGAUGAAAACCGGUGGAACUGAAGAUUUCAUUAUCACAGUCACAGUGAAAGAAGAGUGCCCAGGAGGACCACCAGUUCACGGAGCUAGUGAGGAGUAUCUGUUGCGUGUCAGUGUCUCGGAGGCAGUCAUUAACGCACAAACCGUAUGGGGAGCACUUCGCGCAAUGGAAACAUUGAGUCAUCUGGUUUUUUAUGAUCAGAAGUCUCAAGAGUAUCAAAUCCGCACAGCUGAAAUCUUUGACAAACCUCGUUUCCCGGUUCGUGGAAUUAUGAUCGACUCCAGCCGUCAUUUCUUAUCUCUAAACGUUAUCAAACGCCAAUUAGAGAUCAUGUCAAUGAACAAACUCAAUGUUCUCCAUUGGCAUCUUGUGGACAGUGAGUCCUUCCCGUACACCUCUCAGAAGUUUCCAGAGCUUCAUGGAGUGGGUGCCUAUUCUCCUCGUCACGUCUACUCUCGAGAGGAUAUUUCUGAAGUUAUUGCAUUUGCCAGACUUCGUGGUAUUCGUGUCAUCCCUGAAUUCGAUUUACCGGGACACACUUCAUCCUGGAAGGGUCGCAAAGGUUUUCUAACCGAAUGUUUUGAUGAGAAGGGAGAAGAAACAUUCUUGCCAAAUUUGGUGGAUCCAAUGAAUGAUGCCAAUUUUGACUUUCUUGCUGAGUUCCUGGAAGAGGUCACUGAAACAUUCCCUGAUCAGUUUUUGCAUCUCGGUGGUGAUGAGGUCUCAGAUUACAUUGUGGAGUGUUGGGUCCGGAAUAAAAAAAUUCGGAAGUUCAUGGAUGAGAAGGGAUUUGGAAAUAAUACUGUGCUCCUUGAAAAUUAUUUCUUCGAAAAACUAUUUUCUAUUGUGGAAAAACUCAAAUUGAAACGCAAACCAAUCUUCUGGCAAGAAGUGUUCGACAACAACAUUCCCGAUCCAAACUCGAUUAUCCAUAUUUGGAAGGGAAAUACACACGAGGAGAUUUAUGAGCAGGUGAAGAAUAUCACAUCGAAAAACUUUCCGGUGAUUGUGUCCGCAUGCUGGUACUUGAACUAUAUCAAGUACGGCGCCGAUUGGAGAGACGAGAUUCGUGGAACUGCUCCGUCCAACUCAAGAUACUACUACUGUGACCCAACCAGUUUCAAUGGAACUGAUACUCAGAAAAAUCUAGUGCUUGGAGGAAUAGCUGCGAUCUGGGGAGAGUUGGUGGAUAACACUAAUAUUGAAGCUAGAUUAUGGCCAAGAGCGUCAGCAGCGGCCGAAAGACUUUGGUCACCAGCCGAAAAGACACAAAAAGCCGAAAACGCGUGGCCCCGAAUGCACGAACUGCGUUGUAGAUUGGUCUCCAGAGGAUACCGUAUUCAGCCGAACAACAAUCCCGACUAUUGUCCAUUCGAGUUUGAUGAGCCUCCAGCGACCAAGUCGGAGCUUUAA